This is a messenger RNA of Thermothelomyces thermophilus ATCC 42464, 1259 nucleotides long. RefSeq lists its product as uncharacterized. Gene Ontology annotation, molecular function: NADP binding; dihydrofolate reductase activity. The record is from RefSeq and is a predicted model, not a curated record. Gene Ontology annotation, biological process: glycine biosynthetic process; folic acid metabolic process; dihydrofolate metabolic process. The coding region runs from base 279 to 1136 and encodes 285 amino acids. Gene Ontology annotation, cellular component: mitochondrion. NCBI's taxonomy places the organism in Eukaryota, Fungi, Ascomycota, Sordariomycetes, Sordariales, Chaetomiaceae. The transcript has a single exon.
GUGACAUUCCUUUUUGGUUUGCUCUGUUUGUUCCUGCUCUCUCUCUCUACUGCUUACUUUGGUGGGCCAAUGAGAGCAGAAAUCUCGUCGCUGCAAUGGCUUCUACCCCACCUCAAGAGCUCUCUUUCUUUUUACCUUUCAUCAAUCAUCCAAACUUGGCUCACUCACGGCAAUAAAGAAGGGGUGAUGAUUCAGAAUCCACUUUUACCUCCUUGAACCUGCUACCAUUGCCAAUGACAUCGCCCUGAAACAACAAUAAAAAAAAAAAAACACACACGAUGCCGGCCGCCAACCCGCUGCUCCCCGAGCUCACGCUCAUCGUGGCAGCCACCCAGCAGAUGGGCAUCGGCCGCAACGGCACCCUCCCCUGGACCGGCCUGCGCAAGGAGAUGGCCUACUUUGCGCGCGUCACCAAGCGCCUCCCACCUGCGCCGUCGCAACACCCGCACCAACAACAACAACACCCGCACCAACAACAACAACACCCGCACCAACAACAACAACACCCGCACCAACAACAACAACAAAGCACGGGGGACGGGCAACAACAACAGCAGCAGCUGGUGCAGAACGCCGUCAUCAUGGGCCGCAAGACGUGGGAGAGCAUCCCCGAGCGGUUCCGGCCGCUUCCGGGGCGGUGGAACGUCGUCAUCUCGAGGAAGGCGGCGGCGGCGGCGGCGCGGGGGGGAGGGUCGCUGGGGGCGCCGGGAGGGGAGGAGAAUCCGGUGAUGGCGGCGGGCCUGGAGGAGGCGCUGCGGUACCUCGGGGGCCGGCCCGGGGUGGGCCGGGUGUUUGUGAUUGGCGGGGCGCAGAUCUACCGGGCGGCGCUCGAGACGGCGCAGGCGCGGCGGGUGCUCCUGACGCGGGUGCGUACCGAGUUCGAGUGCGACACCUUCUUCCCCCUCAGGCUGGACGAGGCGAACGCCGAUGCUGAUGCUGCUGCUGCUGCUGCUGAUGCUGAUGCUGAUGCUGAUGCUGAUGCCGUCAUCGCCACCGCCGCCGCCGCCGCCGCCAAGGGGUGGCGGAGGAGCGGGCAGGAGGAGAUGGACGCCUGGGUGGGCGAGGAGGUACCCAGGGGGGUGCAAGCCGAGGCGGGGACCGAGUACGAGUUUGAGAUGUGGGAGAGGGUGGAUUGAUUGAUGAUGAUAACCAUGAGGAGAUGAUAGUAAAAGAAGAUGAUGAUGGGCUGGCGUGGUGGUGGUGGUACAUUGUAUUAAUCGUACACAAGCGGGGCGUUUCUGUUUCUCCCCCUCUCCCCC